This is a messenger RNA of Ceutorhynchus assimilis (cabbage seed weevil), 1452 nucleotides long. Lineage: Eukaryota; Metazoa; Arthropoda; Insecta; Coleoptera; Curculionidae. The record is from the annotation of a GenBank genome assembly.
AUGAAAAAAACACAUAGAGCUGCUGCCAUUGGUUUAUUAAGGAAUGGUUACAUUGUCCAUACUCAGCCUAUUAAACUCGAAAAAAGUUACAUAACAUUAAAAAAUACUUGUAGUUUAGAUUCGCUGGCACAACUUUUAUGCGUAGGGUAUUGUGAUAGUGAAAAUUUUAAAAUUGCCAUCGAUCAAUGUACUGAUAAUGUACUAUGCGAACUUGUAAAGAAAAUCAUAAGCUCCGGAGUAACACCAGCAUAUAGGAUUCGCGCAAAGCUUCUCUUUGAUAAUUUUCCACACAUUCAACUUCCUAAUGAGAUAAUCUGUGUUCUUGGGGAAGGUACUAUUUGUGAUACCAUAACAAAAUCUUUUUAUAACUUAGAAAUGGGCCAUACAGUUACUUUCUGUGAAAAUUGUGAAAAUAAAUCUAUUAAAAAGCUUCAUUACAUAUCAGUUGAAAUAAAUAAUGCAUCCAAAAUAGACAUAUCAAAGGCUGUUUCUCAUAGCACAUACAAAAGAUGUGAUAAAUGUCUUAAAGAUAGAGUAACAACGCAAUUGGUUGAAGUUGUUAAUAUGGAUGAGGAAAUGGAAAUUAAUCCCGAGAAUUUCAAACUGAUCGAAAUUGAUGGAUCACCAUUUGCAAACGAUGAAAAUCACAUAUAUUUACAACAUGUUCUAGAUGGAAGCAUUAUAAUUGCACCUUUAGAUGAAGAGAUAAAAAAUAUGUUUUUUCCAUGUCAAGCCACACAGCAGUCAACUUCAAUGCAUAAGAGCAGUGGAACUCGAACAUGGACUCGAUCUGACAUUCUAGCAUUAAUAGAUGCAGUGAAAAACCAUCAGGAAAAAUUCAAGUCCAGUACAAUGAAAAAUGACGCUGUUUGGAAAAUUAUUUCUGCUACAUUGGAAAAAAAAAGAAAAUGUUUCACAGCGACUCAGUGUAAAGACAAAUAUAAGUAUCUCAAAGGAAAAUAUAUGAAAAAAAAAGAUAAUAUGAGUGACAGAUCCAGUGGUGCGGAAUUUAUAAAAUUUGAAUAUUUCCACGAAAUGGACGAAUUUUUGGGAACGUCCCAUAAUGCAAACCCUAUUGCCUUGGCUUCUAACAUCAAAAAGCACCAAGUCCCAGACACAGAAGAACGCAAUAUGUUAGACAGUGAUGAUAAUGACACUGAUACAUCGGAGCCUAGUUUGAAGAAGAAAAAAAUUGCCACUAAGCGAAAAUUGCCAGAAAAGGAGAGUCCCCUUCAGAAAUAUGUCAAAGAGUUACAUGAAAAUACAAAUAAAAGAGAAGAUAAUAUGGAAAGACGCCAUAAAGAAAAUGUGGAAUCACGCAAAGAAGCAUUAAAUGUCUUUGCUCAAAAAAUGGAUGCUAUUAUAUCAAUAAUGGCUAAUAAAAACAAGCAAUAGAGAUAAUAAAAAAAAUUACAAUUUUUUUUGUUAUUUUGUUCAAAAGUUUAUUUGUUG